UUAACGUUAUGUGUCUAACGGUCGUCUCGUUUGAAUGACAAGCCUGUCUGGAUUAUAUUGUUAUAUUUUCUUUAAAAUGCUGAACAGUUACCUGUGUAUAAUGUCACAGUGCUGAAAUGUAAUGAUAGUUUAAUGUCUGCGUUUUGUGUAGCAGUUGCAGGCCUCCCCUUUCCCCUUUCCCUUGUGGUGAGAAGGCGCUGAGACAAUGUUUUAUGCCCACUUUGUCCUCAGCAAGCGUGGUCCGCUGGCCAAAAUCUGGCUGGCGGCCCACUGGGACAAGAAGCUGACCAAGGCACAUGUGUUUGAGUGCAAUCUGGAGAGCAGCGUGGAGAGCAUCAUCUCACCCAAGGUGAAAAUGGCUUUACGAACAUCAGGGCAUCUGCUGCUGGGGGUGGUGAGGAUCUACCACAGGAAGGCCAAGUACCUGCUGGCAGACUGUAAUGAGGCCUUCAUCAAGAUCAAGAUGGCGUUUAGACCUGGUGUGGUGGAUCUUCCAGAGGAGAACAGAGAAGCAGCCUACAACGCUAUCACGCUGCCUGAGGAGUUCCAUGAUUUUGACCAGCCACUACCAGACCUAGAUGAUAUCGACGUUGCUCAGCAGUUCAACUUGAACCAGAGCAGAGUGGAGGAGAUCACAAUGAGAGAGGAGGUGGGCAACCUCAACCUGCUGCAGGACAAUGACUUUGCUGACUUUGGCAUGGACGACCGGGAGAUGAUGCGGGAGGAAAGUGCGUUUGAGGUGGACAUCAUGGGAGUGUCAGCUUCCAACCUGCUGCUGGAGGCUGAGGGUGGAGCUAACCCCAUGGCUGACAAGUCUAAUCAUCUGGAGUACGAUGACCAAUACAAGGACGACUUUGGAGACAACCCCAUGGAGAGCAAUGAGGGAGGCAUGCUGGUGGACAAGCUGCUGAGUAACGAGGAUGGAGGCGGCAUCUUUGACGACCCUCCUGCCAUCGCAGAGAGCGUGAUGAUGCCUCAGGACCACGGAGACGAUGACGACGACUUCGAUGCUCUCUCGGCGGGAGCCCCGGAUAGUCCAGACUCAGGCCCAACAGAGCCCCUACCAGCCAUGGCUGACCAGACAGAACAGACCAACCUGGUUCACAACGAGGAAGAAACCUUCGCCCUGGAGCCAAUUGACAUCACAGUGAAGGAGACCAAGGCGAAGCGUAAGAGGAAGCUGAUUGUGGACAGCGUGAAAGAGUUGGACAGUAAAACCAUCCGAGCACAGCUGUCUGAUUACUCUGACAUUGUCACCACCCUGGACCUGGCACCUCCCACCAAGAAGCUGAUGAUGUGGAAGGAGACGGGAGGAGUGGAGAAGCUCUUCUCACUCCCUGCUCAGCCUCUCUGGAAUGCAAGACUCCUUAAGAUGUUUACGAGGUGUCUGACACCGCUGGUACCAGACGAGCUGAGGAGGAGGAGGAAAGGUGGAGAGGCUGAUAGUCUGGAUGAGUUCCUCAAGGAUUUGGAGAACCCCGAGGUGCCAAGAGAGGAAACAACAGCACACCAGCAGAGAGACAUCCUGGACCAGACCAUCAUGGAGGAGGCCAGUGUUCUGCAGACUUCAGCAGUGGAAGGCAGCAGGACGACACUGGACGAGUCAGUAAUGCCUCCUCCCUCCUCCCAGCGUGGUCUGAAACGCAAAGCCCAGGACACAGAACCAGCUCUGCCUAUGGGAGCUCUGGACCAGCAGCAACAGCCGCAGGGGUCCACUGCCUCUAACGUGUCUCAGCAGCUGGAGACGUCCAGUGUGGAUCUGCCCCCAGAGGAGACCACCAACAUCAGCCAGCUGAUAGAGUUGGACCUGCUCUGCGACAAGGACAAGAAGAAGAACGACGAUGACUCUGAUGAAGAGGAGGAGGAGGUGCAGGGAGGAGACCAGGACCAGGAGGAGAGGAGGUGGAACAAAAGAACCCAGCAGAUGCUCCACGGCCUGCAGAGGGUGAUGGCUAAAACAGGCACCCAGUCGGUCGGCCUGCUGGAUCUGUGCAGGAACAACAACAAGAAGCAGGCGGCUGCUAAGUUCUACAGUUUCCUGGUUCUGAAGAAGCAGCAGGCGGUGGAGCUGGUCCAGGAGGAGCCUUACAGCGACAUCAUAGCUACGCCUGGACCUCGCUUCCACAUCAUCUAGAAAACACAACUUUACAGUAUGGAAAACAAAAACCUCUACAGUGUACACCCUGCACACAACACUGUUGUUGUGUUAAGUUUUAUUUAUUCAAGUUUGACUUUGUUUUGUGUAUAAUGUGGAGUUUUAUCUUCUGUCUGCAAAAAAAUCAAGCAGUGAUGGGAGCAAAGACAUCUUAAUAACAUGGUUGGAUUAUUAAGAGGUUUCUUCCACAUACUGAGGAGAUCUGUGACUCCAACAUGGGCACUUUUCCCUUUUAUUUAUUUAUUAUUAUUUAUUGCAUCUUAUAUUAUUGAAACUUACUUUAUAACUUAGUUAGUAGUUAAGUAAAGUGAGUACUGUGUAGCCCACUUUUUAGUUUGGAGUUGCUUUCUCCUCAUUGUUUUUUUCAAGCAGAUGUCGAUAACUUUAAUGAGCACUUCUUCCCUCUGGAAGCUGCUGCGUUGCACUGACAUGGACCCAAUUUAAAAGGAGUCUAUCUUAAGAUAUGUUUACAGUGAGGAGUGAUAACUCAGUCAACCAUGUUACUAAGAGACUUGUCUGUCCCACCACUGCAGGAAAAAACAGUUCUCAUGUACACUGACAAUAGCCAAGAGGAGCAUGCACUAUAUCCACAGUCUGCAAGAUACAUUUAAACAGUUAACUACAGUAGUGAUGUGCAGACUCAACCAGCAAUUAAUCAUUAUAUGACUGUAGUGUAGCACUUUAAGCAUUACAAACUCCAAGUUGUCGUUUUUGCAAAUGUGUUGCUUGCAUCAUCAACUGUUUGCACAAAAUUAUAGUUGUGUCCCAAAUCCAUACAACAUACUGAUGCAAAGCAUGUGUGAGCAUCUGCUGUGCACAUUAUUCUUCUGCAAUCUGAUGUAUGGAAGAAGUAGAGGAGACGAUGCUCACUGCUGGAAAAAUUGAACAAAUUAUUACACCACUGGACUUUUUUUUCAUAUCUCUCAAUUACAUUGAGAGUAGCAGUUAAAUGCUAGCGUUAGAAUUAACAGACAGUACUGCUUUUUUUCAUUAAAACUAUUGGGUUACUUUUGUGACUUUAUUAUGCAAUCAUAAAAUAGAUUAAAAAGUAAAACUAUCGACACUGCAAGAAAAAAAUGUUUUAUUGCAUUUAAAAUAAAUGUAUAAUUAAAAAUGUAUUAAAAACAUUUGGAUUCAAAAGUAUUUUUGGGGGAUUUGCAAAAGAACUAAUACAUUUUUAAUCACAAAUGUAUUUGUGUUGAUAAUUCUCUCAAAUCUAUUUUUCGAUUGCUGACUGGAAGGUUUUGCUGUCAAGCAGAUUCUGUUAUUGCAUAAUAGUAACCCAAUAGCUUUGCAGUUUGUAUUCAAUAACACAUUGAUUACUAUUAAAAUAAUACUAUAAGUGCUGUGUGAUUUGUGAUUGAAAAUGCAUUAUUGCAAAUCAAAAACCUUUGAUUGUAAAUCAGAAACUUACCUUUGAAUCCGAACGUUUUAAAUACAUAUUUAAAACAUGUUUAUGGAGUUUAUUUUGAUUGCCUUGUCGAUAGAUUUUCUCUCGCAUAAUAAAGGCAAAAGAAAUCCCAUAUGAAACCUAUACUAUAAGGUUAGCUUAUAUAGUACAUACUGCAUAUAACUAGUAUAUACUAUGGAAUUGGGACACAGCUAAUAAAAAAUAAAAAAAGCUUCAGUUUCAACCUAUAGAUGAUGUAAAAACCAGUGGUCUGCCAUACUUGCAUGCUCUGUCCUGAAAUACUUUAUUUGGGUGGAAUUGCUCCAGAAACUACAUUUUUUUAUUACCGUGUUGCUCUUUUAUUCUUAAGAGACUUGAAGUUUGUGAUAGAUUAAAUGUAUCCAGUGUCCCUUUUAUAUAUGGAUAAUCAUUAAGCAACAACUGGGUGACAUACAGUAAUGUAUAAGUUCUGACAGUGUAAAUCAAGUAGAUACUUGUUCAAUAUUAAUUUAUUAACAUAACAUAUGAAGAGAAUUCACUGCUUUUUUAUUUAAGAGCAAAAUGGAUUUUUAAUCUAAAGAAUGACUUGAUAAUAUCAUUUUCAAUAUCAAGUGAAGAGUGAAUGGAUAUAUUUGUUAUGAACGUGGUUGUUUGGACUUGGGAAAAUACUGAAGAUUCAAUUACAAAAUAUUACAGUUAACAGGAAAAAAAAAAACUUGCAGACAAACAAGUUACUGAGACAACUCUUCUUAUGCUUCUGCAGCUGACUGCAUCACUUUUGGUCUCCCCUUCCAUAUGAACUGUAUUUCAUGUAAUGUCUGAGUGCAUCUUAUAUGCUGAACUAUGUGCCUGUAAACCUGCUUUUUUAUUUUGUAUAAAAAGCCAAAACAAAUCUUGUCAAUCUUAAAAAUAAUGCCAGUUUCAGUCUUAUGCCUGUAAGUCUUGAGUCCCGGAAACUGUUGCACAUUUUUCAAAAUAAAACAAAUACAAUAAGCA
Centropristis striata (black sea bass) is the source of this 4541-nucleotide messenger RNA. RefSeq names its product RAD21 cohesin complex component b (gene rad21b). The record is from RefSeq and is a predicted model, not a curated record. Gene Ontology annotation, biological process: replication-born double-strand break repair via sister chromatid exchange; mitotic sister chromatid cohesion; synaptonemal complex assembly. The transcript is spliced from 14 exons. Gene Ontology annotation, cellular component: synaptonemal complex; cohesin complex. NCBI's taxonomy places the organism in Eukaryota, Metazoa, Chordata, Actinopteri, Perciformes, Serranidae. The coding region runs from base 206 to 2134 and encodes 642 amino acids. Gene Ontology annotation, molecular function: protein binding; chromatin binding.